This is a messenger RNA of Closterium sp. Naga37s-1, 1023 nucleotides long. The record is from the annotation of a GenBank genome assembly. NCBI's taxonomy places the organism in Eukaryota, Viridiplantae, Streptophyta, Zygnematophyceae, Desmidiales, Closteriaceae.
AUGCCUUUAUCUCUCCCCCGCACUCCCACAUCCCUGCCUCCUCACACUCCCUCAUGGAAGCCCAUUCAGACACCCAUGCAGCCGUCCACCCACUCCAACCCAUCCCCACCACACCAUCCGCUCCUCCCUCAUCCUGCCCCUGACCCCUUCCUCUCCACCCCCUCCCCCGAGCUCCUCCAAUCUCUCGUCCUCCACUCUUGGCCCCCAGGAGCAGCGUCCAGUAACCCUGUAACACCUCGUGCGGUUACCACCGGUUCCUCCUUCGCUCCUGCCCAUCCUGCUUCUGUUCCGCCCUCCCCUUUGGCCUUGCCUGUGGCUUUGGUACCACCAGUGACCAAUCCCUCUCAGCAUCAGCCCCUCCUUUCUCCACCAGUACCUGCUCGUCAGCAGCGAGCAUUACCUCCUGCCUUGCUGGCUGCAUGGAUUACAUCUGCCGUACGCUCCCCUGGAGUUACGUCUGGCGUUACAUUGGAUAGAACGGUGCCAGCCCCGCCUGUAGCAGGAGCAGGGCGGGAGCAGCAGCAGCAGCCAAUGGAAAUAUCAAGGGAAGCAACAGGGCCAUGGGAUUCCUUGCAAGCACUGUCAGCAGCAGGUUCGGAGCCGGUGCUUUGGACCGGUGCUGCCGUUCCAUCUCUUGGAGUCCAUAGUUACAUGGAGUCAGUUCCACCUGCCUCCAUCCCACCAUACCAGCAGCAGCAGAAGCAGCAGCAGUUGUUGACUUCUCAGCCCUCCUUGGGCCAGCAGCAGGAGGCUGGCGCUCUGGCGGGGCAAUCAUUGCAAGGGGAGGGUGCAGGAGGGAAUGACGAGGACGAGCUUGCACAGCUGGAACAGCUCCGCCAGUUGCUGCUCUUACAGGAACAGCUUAUAAGGAAACAACCAGAGGGGGGAGAGGGGCUGCAGCGGAGGAGGCAGAGGUUGGAGGGGAUGAAAUGUGUGGAGUGGUGUGGAGAUCUGAACCAGCAGGUGGAGACAGAGGGGGGAGUGGCGACAGAGCGUGAGAGGCAGUGCCGUUCAGAGGAAUAG